CAUUUUCAAGCAAUCAAAAUAAAGUUAUACAUAAAGGAGUCAUUAUAAGGUUACAACUUACAAGACAUGAAGUUCAUUACAUUAGUAUUCACUGCCUCUGUUCUGCUGUCUAUCGUUCUAACGAAACCAAUAAUUUCAAGGGAAGAAGUGAAAGCGGCAUGCCAUUUGGAAGAUCUUCAAAUAUGCAAGCAAGCAAUAAUAACUGAAAGUCCACCAUCGCCAGAAUGUUGCAAAAAAUUGAAAGAACAAAAGUCAUGUUUGUGUAAAUACUUAAUUAGUCCACCGAUUAGUCAGUAUAUUGGAGCUGCAAAAAGAGUCAUAGCGGCUUGUGGCAUACAUAUUCCUAAUUGUUAAAGUCUCAAAUAUUAAUAACAUAAUUUAUAAUGUAAUAAUUAUCACAAUCAUAUUUGAUAAUGUUAAUCAUUCGGAGUUUGUCA
This is a messenger RNA of Camelina sativa (false flax), 437 nucleotides long. NCBI's taxonomy places the organism in Eukaryota, Viridiplantae, Streptophyta, Magnoliopsida, Brassicales, Brassicaceae. The record is from RefSeq and is a predicted model, not a curated record.